This is a messenger RNA of Salvia splendens (bonfire salvia), 1496 nucleotides long. RefSeq lists its product as uncharacterized. Bases 276 to 878 code for a protein of 200 amino acids. NCBI's taxonomy places the organism in Eukaryota, Viridiplantae, Streptophyta, Magnoliopsida, Lamiales, Lamiaceae. The record is from RefSeq and is a predicted model, not a curated record. The transcript has 9 exons.
UUAUUUUGCCUCAAAUUUUUUUUCCCAUUUCUCCAAUUUCCAAAUUCUCUCUUCGCAUUUCUCAAAUUCCCAAAUUCUCGUUCCGUGCCGCCGGUGUCCUGCUCUGCCACCGGUCGCCCUUGCUCCGCCGCUAGCUUCCUGCUCCGCCAGCAACAGCUUUCCUUUGGUGAGUAGCAAGGUUGGCUGGAUUUUCUCCAAUUCGUCCGAUCACAUUUCUCUGAUUUUCUGCUGAGCUUGCUUUUUGGAGCCAUUUUUCGCACUGCAGGUUACAAAGUAUGGUGGAUGUACUCGACGAUUCCAACUUGAUUCAUGAUCCAUUUUUCACCGAGGCUGAUAGGUGCCUCGUUUUGGAAAAGCCGCAAUGCAUUCUGAAAGUGCGAGAUCAGGGUUAUUCAGUUGCUAGUAGAGGACGAUCCUGCCUUGGUUCUCCGCAGGAAUUUCUCGAUUAUAUCCAUCAUUACAGCCGUCCUGAUUUUCUGGAGCCGGGUCCAUAUAGAGUUCCAGCUGGUGGUUUUAGAUGUAGUUAUUGGACAGCAUUUGAAUAUGUCAUGAACAAUGGCCUGGCUCCAGUGGAUAUUUAUCCAUGGGUUGGUUCUGUGUGUACGUCUAGAGAUGUAGUUGCUGACUGGGACGAUAUUGUUGAGGUUGGAGGACAUCAAUUUACAUACGAUGAAAAAAUUCAUAUCGAUGACUAUAGGUAUCUUGAGGAUGGGGAAGUUGAAAUGAUGUUGCAUGACCAACCUGUGACAGGAGGACUCAAAAUUCCACUUGAAUUCAACGAUUGGAAUAGUCAGGAUAUUUGGAGAGGUGGAUUUGAAUUUGAGGAUGUUGCUCAUGCUUUAACCAUUGUUGGAUAUGGCCGUAAGGGUGAUGACUGAUAUUAUAUCUGUCAAAACUCAUGCGGCGUCGAAUGGGGGUACAAAGGUUACUGCAAGGUUUUAAGGGAGUUAAUGUCAGAGACGUAUGUUCCUCUUAACCCCAGGAGUCCAGUCAACGCUUAGAAGUAAGUAAUUAAAAAGAUCUGAUUAAUGGCGUGGUCAUGUGGAGAUUUCGCGAAGAACUCAAGCAGGAGCGCAUGGAGUAGAGAAGAUGACAGAAGGGGUUUCGCAGGGUGAUAUGGUGGAUCUUUUGGUUCUGGAUUAGUUACUGCCUACUUUUGAUAAUCUUAAGUGGGUUGGAUAUUGGAAACCGAGCCCCUCAUUUUUACUAUGAAAGGUUGUAGAGACUAGUCUUAUAUUGUUGAUUUGAGAGGAGGGAGUAUAAUUUUUCUAAAUGAGUACAUCUAGUAAGCUGUGGUCACAGAAAAAAAUAAUUACAGAGAAGAUAUAGGUAAGAAAUAUGAUAAAAGUUGUCCAUCCAUUUGUUAACUAGAUGGGGUCCUUGUACCUCCUUCAUGAGUCGUCAAUUGUAAGUAAUCUACAUGCACAAGGCGCGAAUACUUAAUCGACAUUUGAAGUGGUCUAUCUACAUGCAAAGCCAAUUGUAAGUGUUGUGGA